Aspergillus sclerotioniger CBS 115572 is the source of this 783-nucleotide messenger RNA. Its product is annotated as cutinase family protein. Bases 1 to 783 code for a protein of 260 amino acids. The transcript is spliced from 3 exons. Gene Ontology annotation, cellular component: extracellular region. The record is from RefSeq and is a predicted model, not a curated record. NCBI's taxonomy places the organism in Eukaryota, Fungi, Ascomycota, Eurotiomycetes, Eurotiales, Aspergillaceae. Gene Ontology annotation, molecular function: cutinase activity. Gene Ontology annotation, biological process: carbohydrate catabolic process.
AUGGCACCACUCAAAUCCCUCCUCCUCACCUCCCUAGCCACCAUGGCCACCGCGUCCCCUCUCAUCGCAGACCCUUCGUCUCUUCACGCCCGUCAAUUCGGAACCGGAAUCACCGCCAACGAACUCGAAAGUGGCAGUUGUAAAGAAGUCACGUUUAUUUUCGCCAGAGGGUCGACGGAGUUGGGGAAUAUGGGAUCCGUAAUCGGCCCCCCAGUCUGCGACCAACUCAAAUCCAAACUCGGCAGCGACAAAGUCGCCUGUCAGGGUGUGGGCGGGGGAUACACAGCGGGACUGAUGCAGAAUGCCCUACCCCAGAAUACCGACCCGGCUGCUAUUUCCGCCGCGAAGGAUAUGUUUAAUAUGGCGAAUACGAAGUGUCCGGAUACGAAGAUCGUAGCCGGAGGUUACAGUCAAGGCAGCGCGGUAAUCGACAACGCCGUCCAAGAAAUCAGCAGCGAAGUGCGAGACAAAACCGUCGGUGUGGUGUUGUUCGGAUUCACUCGGAAUGUGCAAGAUCAUGGACAGAUCCCCAACUACCCCAAGGAUGAUGUGAAAGUGUACUGUGCGGUUGGGGAUAUGGUUUGUGAUGAUACGUUGGUGGUUACGGCGAUGCAUUUGACGUAUGGUGUGGAUGCGGGUGAUGCGGCGAGUUUCUUGGUCUCCAAGGUGCAGGCUGCGGGGUCGAGUACGAGCAGCAGUAGUAGUUCGGAUGCGGCGAGUUCGAGCUCGAGUGCGAGUUCUUCGGGGUUGGGGGGGUUGUCGUCGAUGUUUGGGGGACUUUGA